AGGCGCCGGGCGCUGGAGCCGGGUGUUCCGGCCGCGGUCGGUGCAGCUCGGCUAGGAGACGGCGCGAGCCGGCGGCGGGGUCCCCCGCGAGUCCAGCCCCGCCGCAGCCCCCCAAUGCGGCCGCGAGAAGCAGCUGGGGGGCAGGCGAUCGAAGCCUCUAGAAGUGUCGUCUAGUGAUUAUGAAGGCACCUUUGUCCUUUCUGGAGCGAUGCUGACCUCCAUUUCCUGGACCCAUUCUGACUCAGGAGCCUUCACGUAAAUGGGUCCAGUCAUGCCUGCCAGUAAGAAGCCCGAGAGCUCAGGAAUCAGUGUGUCCAGUGGGCUGAGUCAGCGGUACCGGGGCAGUGGUUUCUCCAAGGCCCUCCAGGAAGAUGAUGAUCUCGACUUCCCUCUGCCUGACAUCAGAUUAGAAGAGGGGACCAUGGAAGAUGAGGAGCUGACCAACCUGAACUGGCUGCAUGAAAGCAAGAACUUGCUGAAGAGCUUUGGGGAGUCGGUCCUUAGGAGUGUCAGUCCUGUUCAGGACCUAGACGAUGACACCCCGCCAUCCCCUGCCCACUCGGACAUGCCCUACGAUGCCAGGCAGAACCCCAACUGCAAGCCCCCCUACUCCUUUAGCUGCCUCAUAUUUAUGGCCAUUGAGGACUCUCCAACCAAGCGCCUGCCAGUGAAGGACAUCUAUAACUGGAUCUUAGAACAUUUCCCCUAUUUUGCAAAUGCACCUACUGGGUGGAAAAACUCAGUGAGACAUAAUUUGUCAUUGAAUAAGUGUUUCAAGAAAGUGGACAAAGAGAGGAGUCAGAGUAUUGGGAAAGGGUCAUUGUGGUGCAUAGACCCAGAGUAUAGACAAAAUCUAAUUCAGGCUUUGAAAAAGACACCGUACCACCCACCUCCUACUCCUCAGGCUUACCAAAGCACAUCAGGUCCACCCAUCUGGCCGGGCAGUACCUUCUUCAAGAGAAAUGGAGCCCUUCUGCAAGAUCCUGACAUUGAUGCUGCCAGUGCCAUGAUGCUUUUGAAUUCUCCCCCUGAGAUACAAGCAGGUUUUUCUCCAGGAGUGAUACAAAAUGGAGCAAGGGUUCUGAGCCGAGGGCUGUUUCCUGGCGUCCGACCAUUGCCAAUCACCCCCAUUGGGAUGACGGCAGCCAUAAGGAAUAGCAUCACCAGUUGCCGGAUGCGGACUGAGAGUGAGCCGCCAUGUGGCUCCCCAGUGGUCAGUGGCGAUCCCAAGGAGGACCACAACUACAGCAGUGCCAAGUCCUCCAAUGCUCGGAGCACCUCUCCCACCAGCGACUCUAUCUCCUCCUCCUCCUCCUCAGCCGACGACCACUAUGAGUUUGCCACGAAGGGGAGCCAGGAGGGCAGUGAGGGAAGCUUGCAGAGCCAUGAGAGCCACAGUGAACCGGAGGAGGAUGACCGGAAACCCAGCCAGAAGGAGGGCAAGGACGCCCUGGGGGACAGCGGAUACGCAUCCCAGCACAAGAAGCGCCAGCACUUCGCCAAGGCCAGGAAGGUCCCCAGCGACACACUGCCCCUCAAAAAGAGACGCACAGAGAAGCCUCCCGAGAGCGAUGAUGAGGAGAUGAAGGAGGCGGCUGGUUCGCUCCUGCACUUGGCAGGGAUUCGGUCCUGUUUGAACAACAUCACCAAUCGGACGGCCAAGGGGCAGAAAGAACAAAAGGAAACCGCAAAAAAUUGAAACAAGUCUCUGAUUUGUUUGAACUUAUGGCCAUUUGGUUUCAGCAUGUCAGGAGAUUUCUAAUGAUUUGUGGCAAUAUCAACAAUUUUUUUUCUUUUUCUUUUUUCCUUUUGUUGGUUUGGUUUUCUUUUCUUUCUUUCCUUUUUUUGUUUUUUUAAUUUGCCCCCCACUCCUUUGUUUUUGGACCCUUAAGAAUUUUCUGUUUAAAGGAGAUUGAAGCCAUAGAAACUCAUAUUGACACUCAGCCGUUUUACAAAAGCUUUUCUUUAUCUGAAUACAAAAAUCGAAAGAAAAAAAAAAAAGCCAAAAUUAACCAUUGCUUUCUGCAGCCUGUCAGAAACCUGUGGCUAAACCCACAGAGAUGUCCAUGUUAAUGCCACAGGGACACUCAUGCUCCACCUAGGGGGCACGCAAACAGAGUCAUUGCUGCUCAGCCCAACCCUUAGGUUUGAAAACUCAGUUGUGUUUGGAGUGAGGCUGGGAAGCUAUUGCAGAGACUGAAGAGCACGUGUCCCCUGGGAACAGACUGUCCUCUAGGGGUAACCCCAUGCUCUGACCCUGGCACCCCACCGUACCAGAAGUGCCACCGGCAUUGCUGUGUGGCAAGCCCAGGAUCUACUUGCCAGUCCUCUGUGCUUCUUAACCUUGAGCCUGGUAACACCUCCCAGGGUGACCACCACCAGACUGUUCAGGUGUAUUAAGUGUCAGUGACUGAGGAGGGGAAACAGGGAUCAUUGGAACCUCUGAAUUCUGCUCUAUGUUAAAUUAAGAAGACGUUCCAAAAGCCAUAAGCCUGAAGGUUGGUCCUGUGUGACACAGAAAGCAGGCUGUGCCCUCUUAACUGCCCAAGGAAAAGCAAUCAUGCCCAAGAAAUGACAGUAGCUGUUAAGAAAGGAAAAAUGGUACAGAUUUUUUCCUACUAAAUAAUCUGAUUCAAGUGGGGGGGAGGGUGCUACAGAAACUGCCAUUAGUGUUAUGGUGUCUUUAUGAGGUUAAAGGCACGCCAAUGGAUUCAAAAAAGCAAAAAGAAGACAAACAAUACAACUCCUGUACUGUCCUCAAAAAGGGUUUGCAAUUAAUAUCAGUACUCAUUUUUGCAACAAGAAAAUAAGAAAAGAUCAGUGAUUUUCACAUUCAGCCAGUGCAGCCAGCAGAAAUUUCUGAUCCACAAAUGCAUGGAUUUCUUUGAAGAAAAAAAAAAAAAGAAAAAGAAAAAAAAUCACAAAAACAAACUUUUUUUUAUUCAAAAAUAACAAAGUUCUUGUAAGGUAAAUGAUGUAUUUAGCAUGAAGCAUGAAUUAUUUUCAUAUAAAUAUAGAGAAUAGAGAGAAGACUAUGCCUCUGAUUUUUAAGCCCUUAAACUUAGAGGCCCUUCGUUCUUUUUUCCUUCCUUUUUUCUUUCUUUUUUUUCUUUUUUUUUUUUUUUUUUUCUUUUUUCUUCUUCUUUUUUUGUUGUCGUUGUUUUUAUUUUGUUUGGUUUUUUGAAGCAGGUGUUUAAGGUUUAACCUUCUUCAGGGACAAAUUCUGACUGUUGGGGAACUUACUCUGCAAUAUAAAUUUAUCUUCAUGCUCUGGUAGGGGCUUGGAUGGUU
Messenger RNA from Arvicanthis niloticus (Nile rat), 3291 nucleotides. The record is from RefSeq and is a predicted model, not a curated record. Lineage: Eukaryota; Metazoa; Chordata; Mammalia; Rodentia; Muridae.